AAUAAUACAACAAUUACUUACAAUUCGUUGUAAUAAAUUCUGGUAUAAUCAUUUUUCGUACGACGUUGUACUGUGCGUACAGUGUGGCAACGCUGCAUAACGCCAAAAACAAAACAUAUGAAAAAGAGAGUGAGAGUGCAUUAAAUUGGCAAACGCGCUCAAUUUGGCUUGCGCUUGUUGUUGUUUGUGAUUUGAGCUGCAUUUACAACUCAUUUGUACCGUUAAAUAAACAAAUUACAAGAACAAAUGGCACACGCCAUGACAAAUAAAACGGAUCCAGUGCGACAUGUGCUCUCAACGCUCAUAGAGGAAACGCAAUCUCCCUAUACGCCGGACACAAUACUACGUGAAUUCCGCGCCACAGCUGAUAAACGUCUGUCGGACGGAGAGCUUUUGUUCCUACUGGAAUCCAUCAGCUGCAAGCGUCCCAAUUAUCGUGAAUUGCUCGAUGAAAUCAAAAUAAUUCUGGAGCGCAAGGAUCCUAUGUUUGCAUUGUUAAAGUUUACGGAACGCAUUUAUUACGAUAACAACGUGUCUGGUGAAUCAGCCGAGAUGCCGCCACCGAGCCGCAGACCAAACCCGAUGCCGAACCCGAACCCGAACCAAGUGCUAUGUCUGCUGGAACCGAUGAGCAAUCACAGCAUCGGGGCCAGCAGCAGCUCCAACAGCCUGGCAGAUGAACUGGGCAAUGGUUCACGUCUUGUACGCAAAUCCCUGGACUUGUCCACAUCGACGCCGCUGACCAGUCGCAAACCGGACGAGAUUCCAUUGACCACCACAUUUAUGCGACGUCCGACAUCCUCCACCACAAGUGUGUCGAGUGAAACAAUGGCACAGCUUGCGGAAUUGAGUUCGAUAAAGAAACGUGUGCUGAAUGCCGUCGGUCAGAAGCCAUCGACUCCAGCGCUGGACAUUGUCUCGAGCAAUACCAGUCGCUUAUCCGCUCGUAGUGCCAAUGGAUUGGGCACUGCAACCAAGUCGGGAGUGAGUCUUGGCGCUGGUCUUACCUCACCCAGCAUGGGUCUCAGCACCACGAGCACUUGUUUACCCGAUGCACGCAAGGAUGAUGAUAAUAAUUUCAAUUCCUGCGAUGGCAUCUAUGAUAUCUAUCGCACCAAUAUGCUCUGGGACUAUUGCCGCGUGGAGGCACAGCCGCAACAGCAGGAGCUGGCUGCUCUGCCCCUGGAGAGUCAACAGCAGGCUCUGUUGUCCGAUCUACUCUACACUCUGAGUGGCGUCCAUGGCAGCUUUAUAACUCCAUUGCCACGCAACUUGAAUGCUCCGGGUUUGGCCAAGUACGAGACGCACUUUAAGGUGAAUCUGCAAGUGGACAAGGCGUUGGCUGAGAUGGUCUACGAGAUACUGCCAUUGGCGUCACACUUUAUGGGCAUCCAGCAGGUGAUGGCGACCAUGGAUAGCAAGGGACAAGUGAAUAAUGCCCUCAAUGCGGCACUUCGCGAUAUAUCCCAUGAUUUCUAUUUGCUGUUGAGUCAAGCGGAGGAGGAGCUGGAGAGGAGCGAACUGACGGUGGCCAAACUGCUUUACUAUCUGCAGCCGACCAUCUGGAUUAUGGAGGUCAUCUGGAAUGUCAUUGGAGAGAUACAAGUGGGUAAUCUUAAAGGAGCUGAAGUCUUGUCGCUGUUGCAUGAACGCAUUAAGCGCAUGGAGGGCGAUAAGGCAUCCCAGAAAAUCAUGAUAGAUCUGAUGAGCAAGGCAUCAACGCCAUAUAUGCGAAUGCUUCAACUGUGGAUACAGAAGGGUGUCAUUAUGGAUAACACUCAAGAGUUCCUUGUGGUGGACAACGAGGUCAUACACAAGGGUGAACUGCCCGAGCAUUAUUCCGAUGAUUACUGGGAGAAGCGUUACACCAUUCGCAACGAUUCGAUACCCAAAUUCCUGGAGAGGUAUUCGGAUAUUAUAUUACGUACCGGCAAAUACUUGAAUGUGAUCAGACAGUGUGGAAAGCGUGUAAUGUCCACACAGCAGAUGCAUCUGACUUUCGAUCCCAGCAAUGAACAGCAUGUCCAGGUGAUCAAUGAUGCCUACUAUUUUGCUGCCCAUAAGCUGCUCGAUGUCCUGCUCACCGAGAACGAUCUGAUGGGGCAUCUGCAGUCGGUGAAGCGUUAUUUGCUGCUCAAUCAGGGUGAUUUCACCAUGCAAUUCAUGGAUGCCUGCGAGGAUGAGUUGGCCAAGAAUGUGGAUCAAGUGCUGCCCAUGACAUUGGAGAAUUUACUUGGCCUUACGCUACGUCUAUCCUCCGCUCGCAAUGAUCCCUACAAGGAUGAUUUGCACUGUGAGCUCCUUACCUACGAUCUGGUCACACAAAUGUCCAAGAUUAUGAACCAACAGGAAGAGUACUGGAAGACAACGGACCGCCUGGAUUUGAGUGGAUUGGAGUGUUUCGCCUUUACCUAUGAGGUCAACUGGCCCGUUUCAUUAGUGCUCAAUCACAUUGCGAUUACCAAAUAUCAGAUGCUCUUCCGUCAGCUCUUCUAUUGCAAGCACGUUGAACGUCAGCUCUGCAAAAUUUGGAAGGAGAACUCGAUUGCCAAGAAGUUUUCACCGCUUGACGCUCAACUUUAUCGGUCGGCUUUUACGCUUAGACAGCGAAUGAUGAACGCCAUACAGAAUCUCGAGUAUUAUAUGAUGAUCGAAGUGAUUGAACCCAAUUGGCAUAUAUUUAUCAUCAAGAUGAAGAAGGUGGAGAAUGUCGAUAAUGUGCUUAGUCUGCAUCAGGACUUUCUCGAUUUGUGCCUCAAGAAUUGCAUGUUGACAGAAACUUCGCAUUUGAAUCGUGCCAUAUUUAAGCUAUGUAAAAUCUGUCUUAAAUUCUGCGAAUUUAUACAGCGUUCGCAACGUUUCUUUCUCGAUGCGGAGCUUAAGUCAAUGGUUUGUGAUAGCAGCGAUGAGAAUACGGAUCAGUCUGACUCUGAGCCAGAUGUUUCGGAUCGGCCACAGGAUGAGAGUUUGAUGGAUGAAACGGAUACAUUUGCGGAACGUGUAAAACGCUUUGAUCUGGAAUUUACAGGGAUGCUCAUAUCGUUCCUUAAACAAAUCAAUGAUCUGGCCAAGGAGAAUACCUCCGAUCGUUUCAUGAAUCUCGUGCAUAGAAUCAACUUCAAUGGAUUCUAUUCCGAACAAAUGGAGAAAUUGUGUGUCAAAGAUGCCAUGGGUUAAACUUGAUUACUCCCAAUACAAAUACAAAUUAAACUAAUCUAAUCUUAAAUCGAGCUAAUGAACAAGAAAAGACAACACAAUAGAGUAUUAAAUCAGGUCAAGCGUUAAUGAUAAAUUACAAAUGAAGUCGGAGAACUGUUAAAACGUUAUGAUAAACCAAAUAAGCAUUUCAUACAAUCAUAUAUACCAUUCCCGUUUCUACAGUUUUUCACACAUGAUUAUUAAUAAUCCUAAUCUAGUUAUAGCAUAUUUUAUGUCUAUCCAUCUAAAUAAACUAAAAUUGUUUAUCAAUUUUUAUUUUGUCAUUUAAA
Drosophila innubila is the source of this 3488-nucleotide messenger RNA. It is a transcript of the gene Grip84, whose product is annotated as gamma-tubulin complex component 2 homolog. The record is from RefSeq and is a predicted model, not a curated record. The transcript is spliced from 10 exons. Gene Ontology annotation, molecular function: microtubule minus-end binding; gamma-tubulin binding. Gene Ontology annotation, biological process: microtubule nucleation; meiotic cell cycle; spindle assembly. Lineage: Eukaryota; Metazoa; Arthropoda; Insecta; Diptera; Drosophilidae. Bases 247 to 3177 code for a protein of 976 amino acids. Gene Ontology annotation, cellular component: spindle pole; centrosome; equatorial microtubule organizing center.